Molecule: messenger RNA, 1691 nt
Organism: Xenopus tropicalis (tropical clawed frog)
Lineage: Eukaryota; Metazoa; Chordata; Amphibia; Anura; Pipidae
Product: aquaporin-5
Exons: 4
Coding region: 489-1319 (276 amino acids)
Biological process (GO): transmembrane transport
Cellular component (GO): membrane; endomembrane system
Molecular function (GO): channel activity
Source: RefSeq, a predicted model, not a curated record
ACCAGUUCAGGGGCAGGGGGACAAGAAGCUUAGUGCUGCUGCUGAGCUCUAUCACCCUGUAGGACAGUAAGCAAUUGGUGACAAAUUGCUCAAAGAAGUCAAACACAUUUGGAUGAAUUACCACAUUGUCCUGCUCUGAUAAACUGUGACAACUCAACAUACAGACACUGGAAUUGUUUUUUGGAGGCAGGAAAGUGUUUAAAAGUUUGGGAUGUACAUUGACCUGCUUGGAAACCCUUUGGGUUCAAGUGUUCAAUAUUUUGUAAAUCUGGUCUUUAAUGUUUCCUUCUGGAAUUGUCUACUGUUUUGUUGUACUAUACACUAUUAUACUAUAGUAUAAUUAGUACUGGGUCAGUUCAAGCACAGUUAGUAAAUUUUUCCAUCUACUCUGAAAUGUAUUUAGGGUCACACCCCUUCUUGCCUCCACCCUAAAGAAAUAUAUACCUGCAUGACUGGCUACUGUUCAAGUUGGGCAAAUAUAGUAGAGAAUGGCUAAUAUAGUAGCCAUGCUGAAAGACUUUUUCUCUGGGUCCUUUUUAAGGUCCCUUUUUGCUGAAUUUUUAGGCACUCUUUUCUUUGUGCUGCUUGGCCUUAGCAGCACCCUUUCCUGGCCUAAAGCACUGCCUGCUGCCCUGCAGAUCUCCCUUACAUUUGGUCUGGCAAUAGCCACUAUGGUACAGACAAUGGGACAUAUCAGUAAGGCUCAUCUCAACCCUGCAGUGACAGUAGCAUUCCUGUUGGCAGCCCAUAUCUCUAUCUCAAAAGCAGUUUUGUACAUCACAGUUCAGGUGCUGGGAGCUGUGGUUGGAGCCGGGUUACUCUACAAAUUCACUCCAUCAAACCUGCAUGGAAACUUUGGUGUCAACCUGCUGAGCAACGGAACCAGCCCUGGCCAAGGUUUUGCGGUCGAGGUCCUCACAACAAUGCAGCUGGUUCUCUGUAUAUUUGCCACAACUGACAGUCAUCGAAUGGACAAUAUUGGAUCUCCAUCUAUUUCCAUUGGACUUUCAGUUACACUGGGACACUUCCUUGGGAUUUACUUCACUGGCUGUUCUAUGAAUCCUGCCAGGUCUUUUGCUCCAGCAUUGAUCACAGGAAAUUUUACCGACCACUGGGUUGUCUGGGUUGGCCCCAUGGCUGGUGGAAUCUUUGCCUCUCUGAUCUACAACUUCAUACUUUUUCCAUCAAAGAUAAGUCUUCGCAACAGACUAGCCAUUCUACAGGGUAACUAUGACCCUGAGCGGGAGGGGGACAGAGAGGAGCACCGCAAGCAGUCCAUUGAACUGAAUUCUAUGCAAAACAACAUGGAGACAGGCUAAAACAUUGGCAGAAUGAGAUAUCUUUUGAAGCUGUGAACCUUUGAAUCUAAAGCACUUUUUUAAUAAAUCUAGGUUAAACUAAUGACAAUUAUUAACAAUAGCUCCGAGUCUCACCAGGGGGCACCAUGCCUGGCACAUGGUUCACGACAUUUCUAAGGUUUCCAAUUAGAGGGUCAGGAAGACAUGCUUAUACGUAAAUCCUUGGGGGGAUAAUAUAAAAUAGUUAAAGGGAUAAAGGGUAUAUAAAGGAUAUAUUUUCAGGUAUGAAGAAGCUACUUUGAGUAGAGUAUUUACAUUUAUUUGAGAUGCCACUAAGAGCAUUAUAUAUUAACAUAUAUAAAUACAUUUUAAAAAGUUAUUCAUUCAGAGUAU